UUCCCGGUUAGCGCUGGUUACAAUCGCGACUGGGUCGUCAGGCUAUAUCUCGCGCCAGUCGAAAAACUCGCGAAUGUCGGAAUAGAUCGAGAAAAUUUCCUGGCAGCUCCCACGCGAAAGCGCAAAUUCAUUUACAAAUACUACUUACUGGAAGAAAAUCAAUUGUGCGAACUUGACUUAUGAAGACAGUCGUUUGGAUUAAAUAGCGAGUAUUUAAUACGUAUUUUUUCGAGAUAUUCAAAACUUUGGAGAUUUUAUGAUCUGAAAGCAAGUUAAAAAACUAUAACUAUUUCUUAGAAUUUUUUAGAAUGAUCUAGUAAAUAUCUCGAUGACUAUGCUUUGCUUGAAUCGCAAACAAUAAAACGUCUUGUUGUUUGCGAUUAGACCUACUUGUAACUGAUACUUCAAGAUUGAAGUCACAAUCUUGUGCGAGUAGAACGCAAUUUUCCGCAGAACAUCGUCGAACAAUACGAAUAGACACUUCACAGCGACAUAAUAAUUAUCGGUAUUAUUCCGUAGGUGACAAUAUUAUCUGAACACAAAAGACUGAAAAUAGAAAAAAGAGGUGUAGUGUAAACCGCCGUAUCUAAAACUCGUGAAUAUAUGAGCAUCGGCAUUUUAUAACGCGCAACAGUCAAUUAACACAAAGUCGCUCGGUGCUUUCGCACUUUUUAAUUAGUCGGAUUCCGAGUCACUUGACGCUUUCGUAUCUUUUAAAUACGACAUGCAAGCAGUCGAUGAAUGUUCAUGAGAUUUAAGGUACCUCGUGAUACGAUAUCGCGAGCUCAUUAUCAAGUAUAUAAGCACCAUCGAGUUAUUAUACAGACAUAUACAGAAUCAAGCCGCAAAAGAGAAAAACGCGAAGAAAAGUGAUUCAAGCAAUCAAGACAUUUAUCGUUACAAUAAGAUAAUAAGAACUGAUAGCUGUUUCCUCAAUUGCAAAUCAUUUUUUUACGUAAUACAGAUUAGACAGAAAGAUAUAUGAUACAUAAAUUAUUUUAUAAAAUUAUUUAACUGACGCGGUUAACAAGAAAAGCGUUAAAAAAAACAAAAAAUCAUGACGAACACAGUGGAUAAUAAUACAAAUGGGCAAACAGACGUCACUAUCAUUGACGGACAAACAGACAUUAAUAAUACGAAUAGAUACGUUGACAUUAAUAAUAUAAAUGGAUGUAUUGAUGUUAACAAUGGGCGUAUAUCAUAUGUGGAAGCCAAGGCGGAACCCAAUAUCGACGAAGAAAAAAAAUGGAAACGUACUGGAACAAUUUAUCAAGUGUUGAUGGGCUUCUGUGCCAAUAUGGUGGUACUUGGUCCAGCGAUGGGUUUCGGUUACAGCGCCGUUGCAGAACCCGCGAUGAAAGCACCGAAAACCGAUGACAUACAACUCGACGCUGAUCAGGCAAACUGGAUGGCUCCUAUAUCGGCGCUGGGAACGCCCAUCGGUUGCUUGUUGUCGAGCAUCGUGAUGAGUCGAGGAAGAAAGACCACUAUGUUCGUGACAUCGUUAAUAUCGCUGGCGGGUUGGGUGACCAUUUACAUGUCGAACAGUUACGUGCAGAUUUUGAUUGGAAGAGGAAUUUCCGGAAUAUCAACGGGUAUGGCGUCGGUUCCGACAACGGUAUACAAUGCGGAAAUAGCUGGAGUGAAAUGGAGAGGCACAAUGGUCACUUGGACCAGUAUUUCCAUCGCCCUCGGUGUUCUCAUCGUUUACAUCUUUGGGUAUAUUUUCAAGGAUGACUGGCGAAUGGUGGCUUUGAUGUGCGCUCUGUUCCCGCUGUUGGGGAUUGCUCUGAUUUUACUUGUGAUACCGGAGAGUCCUUUGUGGCUGCGAGAUCAGAAUCGUCCCGUAGAAGCGCUGGAGAUCAUGAAGAAAUUCCGCGGAAUACCGAAGGAUCAGCCAGCUCCGCCGGAAGUCCUGUUCGAGCUGAAACCGCGGCCGCAGAAGAAGAAUCAGAACCUGCUGAAGCACCUGGCGAAAAGGAGCUCCCUGGUGCCGUUUGCCAUAAUGCUCACCUACUUCUUAUUCCAGCAGUUCUCCGGCAUCUUCGUGGUUAUAUACAACGCCGUUGACAUCAUGGCAAAGUCGGGAGUCCAGGUAGAUCCUUAUCUCGGCGCCGUCUUAAUAGGCGUGGCGCGUCUGAUCGCUAGUCUUCUGACGGCCGGCGUGUCGCGAAAAUUCGGUCGACGGAUCCCGUCAAUGAUCUCUGGCAUCGGGAUGACGAUCUUCAUGGGCGCACUGUCGCUCUACAUCUACAUGUCGGAGAACGGAACCGUCAUGACCGACGACGGCGUCGUCCCGGUGGUGUGUAUGAUAAUGUACAUCUUCACGAGCACCUUGGGCUACCUCGUCAUUCCGUUCGCUAUGGUGGGCGAGAUAUUCCCGUCGAAGGUGAAAGAUAUACUGUCCGGUCUGACGGUGUGCAUCGGUUACUUCUUCAGCGCGGUGACCAUCAAGACGUAUCCGGACAUGCUAAAGUCAAUGGGCAUGCACGGAGUGUUCCUCUUCUUCGCGGCCAUAUCCUUGGUCGGCGUGGUAUUCGUCCUGUUCUUCUUGCCCGAGACGAAAGGGAAGACCCUGCGUGAGAUUGAAGAUAUGUUUUCGAAGAAGAAGAGGACCCUCGAGUUGCAGCCGAUGACGGAAGUAAUCGGAGAAAGAAUCGCUCCAACCUCCAUCGGUCUUCUGACAAAUUGAGAAUAUUGCUUGUGUGAAUAAAUGAACGCUGAGUUUAAUAUAUGAAAUAUUCGGAAGAAGACAAGAUCGGGGCGCGCACAAUGUUGUGUUGCUGAUAGAAAAAAUAAGACGGAUGUCGUACUGUUUUUUUAACGCUUCGAGAUUUGAAGCAUUUAAUUGACGUAAUCAUACUUCAAUAUUUAUUCUGAAAACAAAUUCUUAUAUUAAAAUUUCUUAUUAUAUUAUAUGUAUGAAAGUUUAAAAGUGACGAAAGCAUAAAGAGAGAGAAAAAUGUGUUCACUUGGCACUUACGAGGAAAUAUAAAACGUAUUACGAAAGAGCUGCUGACACCUUCAGAGUUUCAGCAGUUGGAACGAUGACGUAAAUAGCCAUAUAAUACUUAGCUUUAUAUGCAAAAUGCAAAUACUGCGUUAAAACAAGAUUAUUUGUACUAAUUUGAGACACAUGAAAGAGAGAUGUGCAAUCUCGAAGAUGAUAUUUUGAUAUGGUUUCGACGAUACAUAUCGAAUUAUUUUAAAGUUAACAUGCAUUUAUCAUUGAAUUAAUAAUGCAGCAUAAGAUUUUUAAAAUAAGGCCCAGUCCUUUUCUGCUAUCGUCAAGUUGUAAAUAUUCUGUAAUCAUAAGACAAAUUGAAACAUCACCGCGAACGAUAUCGCUGAAGAUCUCAAAAAUGAUAUUGCGUGCAGCGUCGAUAAUAAACACAAUUAAUCAAAUGUGAAAUUUACCAUUAAUAAACUAGGAUACUACUCGACAAUCGAAAACAUUGCGAAUAGAAGGUUGAACAGAGGCACUAGAGCGCUUAUCUAAACAAUGAAUGCCUACAAACCGCGCAAAUGCCUAGUUCAUUUCUAGAAACUGUUUUUUUGCAGAUAGGUAGACAGUAAAUACGAUUAAUUCGCGAUAAGACCGACAGGUUGACAUAGUGAUAACAAUCGAGGGUCGACCGAUAAUGACAUAAAGAAAAAAAAUUCAUUCGCGCGUCAAAUGCACGCCUUUUAUUUAAGUCGAUGAGCGAUUUAACGAGUUCUCAUACUGUGAUAAUAAUCAAAAAUUUUGUCGCGAUUAAAUAUCGCUUUUUAACGAUUGCUCGCAAAAAGUUACUUCUUUUUGCGCGAAAUGUUCUUCGCGGGAAUUAAUACGGUUUUUGAGCAAUCGAUUGUAAAACUUGAAAUCUGCCAUCACAAAACAUUUACGUGACUGAUCGAUAAAUUGGUAUACACUUAAUUUUGCGAUUUAUAUAUUUAAGCUGUAAUAAAAAUAUGUAUUAUAUGGUGAUGUGUGUAAAUACGUAUAUACUUA
Messenger RNA from Linepithema humile (Argentine ant), 3991 nucleotides. Its product is annotated as facilitated trehalose transporter Tret1-2 homolog. Gene Ontology annotation, molecular function: transmembrane transporter activity. Gene Ontology annotation, biological process: transmembrane transport. Lineage: Eukaryota; Metazoa; Arthropoda; Insecta; Hymenoptera; Formicidae. The record is from RefSeq and is a predicted model, not a curated record. Gene Ontology annotation, cellular component: membrane.